AUGAUAAAUGGCGAUGGCUUGCUGCGUGUUUUCUGGCCGAAUGAUAUACCACGCUCAUCGUCGCCCGGUGUUAUCAUCGGCUGGCGCAAUUCGGACUUGGACCUGUUCGUCGUAACUGUGCUAGAAGAUGUUGAGCCAAAAAGCGUCGAUAAUGCGCUGCGUACGGGCGUCUUGUUUCGCAACUGCCCUCACCCGAUCGCCCAGCUUUUUGUUCUCUGUGGAAAAUCAGCGAUGCAUGUUCUAGGCUCAACCAACCCAAUUGAAUCGCCAACAACUUUCGAUGCCGGUCAUCUUUCAGUGACUACAAAUACCUCUUAUAAGAUACCCCGUGUGUUCUGUCCUCCGCAAACGAAUAUCUCGGUUCAAGUGAUUAUGUUCAAUCGCCCUCAUCCGACCCGCAUGCAAUAUAUGUCAUUGGAGCCGAUAUCAUUAGCUUUGGCCGAUAAACAAUCGAAUCAUGGAAAGGACCUGUCUUCUGCCCCGAUAGAUGCGGAGGAAGAAGAGGAGAAAGUUCGGUCGAAGAAAUUGAUCGAGAAACUGAAGUGGCAUACGGUCGUCCGCCAUGUCCCGUCCCAGAAGGAGGUUGCGCUGCCUAUUAUCCUGAAUCAGGUGAAUUGUGCAUUUGAAGUUGCACAGCUCAUUGAGAAGAACAGCCGACUAAUUGGGACGCGCGCAAAGAGAAGCAUGAGUGUCAGCGAACGUGUCGUGGAAUCUGCUACCACAAUUUGGGACUUCUUUGUCGAUGUCUUCUGGCAAUGGAUUUGGCCAGUUCUUACGAGCUGUUUUGUCUUUGGUCUAGUCUGUCAUCGGGCAGUUGCUGAACUAGUCCUACGUAUGCUUGAAUGGCGAGCUCGUCCUGAUGCUGCGGCUCUCAAGGAUAUAUCCGCCACUGCACAGCAGGUUGACAUUCGACUACAACAGUUUUGCUACUGGCCUAUACAGUACGUCAAACUUCGACAAAGAAAAGACAAUUGGGAGAGUGUCACGACCAGUCACCCAGAUUACAUUCGUUUUUACAACUCGUUGUGGCUUGUAGCCAACGAUGUCAUUAUUGGUAUUGCUUUGGGCUCUUAUAUUAUCGAUAACGCGCAAUGGGUAGCCAGUCAAAUAGACUACUUAAUCACAGACUGGACAGUCGAAGGCUUACAGCGAACCAUAUCAUGGCUAAUGGGAUGGCCAGCCGGUUUGAAGCUGAAUAAUGAAUUAGCUGCAUUCCUGGGAGAUCUCUUUCUCUGGGUCAUUGAACACUGGGCCGCCUGUAUCGCCAACCUACAACCAUAUUUACCACACCUAAUAUACAUCAUUGGAUGCUCGAGUUUCGCCGGUGCCAGCAUGCCAAUCGCUCUAUUCUCCGAUUUACUUUCGAUCAUUACCAUCCACAUUUAUUCAUUCUACAUAGCAUCGGCUCGCAUCUUUAAUUGGCAACUUAGUAUUAUAAUAUCCCUUUUCCACCUCUUCCGCGGAAAGAAACGGAACGUCCUUCGCAAUCGAAUCGAUUCCUGCGACUAUGAUCUCGACCAGCUUUUACUCGGGACGAUCCUAUUUACCGUUUUAUUCUUUCUUCUUCCGACAGUCGUUGUCUUUUAUCUCGCAUUUGCAUCGGCGCGGAUGUUGAUUAUUUCACUCAAGGCGGCGCUGGAUACGUGGCUGGCAUUUUUGAAUCACUUUCCCUUGUUUGCAUUGAUGCUGCGUGUCAAGGAUCCAGGGCGUUUACCUGGAGGUGUCUAUUUCUCGCUACGAGAAGAAGUUAUCAAACCAUCAUCCAAACAAAAAGGUGCAGAGGCAAUCAGAAUAUCCUACAUCCAUCUCGAGUCCAUGCCCCUCUCCCUCCGCGCCAUGUUCGACCAAUACUUCCAGCUCGGCCAUCGCCUCCGUAAACACUACCUAUCACCAAGUGUCAUCCUGUGCCUCGUCACCGGCCGCUUUGUACCUCCCAUCCAUCGCCGCAACCUCUACAGUAUGCAAUACAGCAUGCUCCCAGCCCAUCGUGCAGGUAUGUUUGAGGUCUGGAAUCGACUGACGGAAAAGAAGAGCACAUCCAAUGGCUCAAGUGGUGGUCGAGGCAUGAAUGGUGGUAUGGGGAAUGGGCUUGUCAAGGUUCCGUCUAGUUAUAUGUCUAAUGGUGGUGGUCGGCGUGGCCAUCGAUGA
Talaromyces marneffei is the source of this 2148-nucleotide messenger RNA. RefSeq lists its product as uncharacterized. The transcript is spliced from 5 exons. Gene Ontology annotation, cellular component: membrane; endoplasmic reticulum. The record is from RefSeq and is a predicted model, not a curated record. Gene Ontology annotation, biological process: GPI anchor biosynthetic process. The coding region runs from base 1 to 2148 and encodes 715 amino acids. NCBI's taxonomy places the organism in Eukaryota, Fungi, Ascomycota, Eurotiomycetes, Eurotiales, Trichocomaceae.